AUAGAACGGCCCUAACACUACACAAGUAAAUAUGCGUACCAUGUUGGUCUCGGUGGCUACUAUGGUAGCAAUGGUGUUGCUGGCGGAAGCACAGAAUCUACCAGUACAGCCGAUCAAUGGAGUCGCCUUUAAACCAUCCAGAGAUUUUUGGCCCGGUCCUGGUGCCCUUCCUCCCCGAAUGCCUCCAUCGAUGAUGAACUUUAGGCCAGGAAUGAGAAUGCCGCCUUUCAUGAUGCCCCGGAAACCACAGAAAGGAUUUUUUGGAGGAAACAGUCUUUUCCCAAUGAUGUUUGCUUCAAAUGUUAUUGACGAAGAUAUGCUACCCUUUAUGCUCAUGUCUGGUAUGGGCAUGUAACACCAGUUAAACUACCGCCAAAGAUUAUCUGUUCUCUUAGCUCCGCUUCAAAUGGAGAAUAACACAUUUUAUUACCGGAGCGGAAAUGUACAUCUGACAGGGUGUGAAAUGUUACAAUCUUUCUGAUUGGUAGAUGAUUCGCCGCAAUCAACUCCAUAUAACAUGGACGACGAUUGGUCGGGUGGACAAGUGAUAUGUUGGUCAUCGCGUUUUUGUAUGAGAAGAUCUGGUUGAUUGUUGACAUGGAAUAAAGUGAUUUUGUUAUAAA
Messenger RNA from Pecten maximus, 623 nucleotides. RefSeq lists its product as uncharacterized. Lineage: Eukaryota; Metazoa; Mollusca; Bivalvia; Pectinida; Pectinidae. The record is from RefSeq and is a predicted model, not a curated record. The transcript is spliced from 3 exons. The coding region runs from base 32 to 355 and encodes 107 amino acids.